Messenger RNA from Aspergillus fischeri NRRL 181, 3042 nucleotides. RefSeq names its product RNA recognition motif domain-containing protein. The transcript is spliced from 2 exons. Gene Ontology annotation, molecular function: RNA binding. The record is from RefSeq and is a predicted model, not a curated record. Lineage: Eukaryota; Fungi; Ascomycota; Eurotiomycetes; Eurotiales; Aspergillaceae. Gene Ontology annotation, cellular component: nucleus. Bases 1 to 3042 code for a protein of 1013 amino acids. Gene Ontology annotation, biological process: mRNA processing.
AUGUUGAAGCCAUUUCAGAUAAGAGAUCUUCAUGGAUCUCCAACACAAGAAGAUGCGUACAACUCUCUCGACUGUCUCCCGCAGAGGGACCAUGGUCACAGUACCUGUAGGCGCUCGGGCAUUGUGCAGCUCUCAGCCUCUGACUAUGAUGAGAUCGCAUUGUCUCAUCCCCGAGCCCGGUUGACAUACGUGGAUGAUGAUGACGGAGAGACUAUCACUGUCGGAUCAUCUCUUGAGCUUUCUCAACGUCUGGACGAACCUAUAUAUGAUAUGCCAAUCCAGUCAAACCCUACACAAGAUUCCGCGAUUCCUGAGACAAUGCACAUCUUCGAUAUUCGCCGAUCUAACUCUGUCACUGAGCUAUGGAAGCGAUUUGAGUAUAAUCCGGCUGGCCGGGAAACAGAAGGCACAAAAAAGGCAGUCGAAUCGACAACGGACAAUUUUGCUCCUCCUUUACAAGACGGCAGAGAAUCGAAUGCUGGUCUGUCUCCAAAUGAGGAUUCCGAACCGCUUUUGGCAGCGUUUGAAACAGAGAUGGCCAAGAUUCUGAGCGCUUCAGAGCCUCGCAAUAGAGAAAAUGCAGAAGAGAUUCCUUCUUCUACGGAAGUGCCAAACGAGCCGGCAAGCUCUGGCAGAUGCACAAAUCCGGCUGUGGCCUUGGCUCAGGCGAUGCACCACCUGAUCAACGGAGCUGAAAUGAUUGGCUCCGAAGUGAGGUCAAGAUUGCCAGAGUUGGAACAUCAGUUAGAGCAUCAUCUGCAGAACGCGCAAAGAGUCCUGCCAGAAAACGUCGGGUCGACUGUCCAGGCAGCUCUUGCGAGCUUGGAUGCUCAGAUGAGGAAUCUGACCAACGCACUGAACAAUGCAAGCAGUACAAGGGAUCGGAGAACCAGCAACAUGUUCCGGGCCGACGUUCCCACACCUGCAGAGGCAGUAGACAGUCUGUAUACUAUGGCUUCUGAGCUCGGCCAGAUGGGACACACACUAUACUCGGCCUUUGAGACUGAGUUCGGUUCCCGUACGGGAGCGAGAGACGCAAGUCAGCUGUCGGAUGAAAGUCUCCAAAAUCCGACGCCGGGUGACGAAGCUGUGGUAAACCGAGAGCCUUCAGCUGAAGAUUCGGGUUCGAGCACUAAGACUGAGAAGGAGGCGAAGAUCCCGCUAACCGCUGAAGAACCUGAUACAACCUCAAGAGGCCAGGAAAGUAAAAACCGAGAGGAGCCGCGACCAUCCAGCAGCCGGAUGGAGGAGCCUGGCCUUGCACAGUGCGUCCCACUUGCACAGUGCGUCCCAUCGCAACAGGACGAGGCGUCAGAGCUACCCGAAUCCGUUCGUCAUGGAGCCCCUACGUUUGAUCUUCCUUAUAGACCUCGUCCGUGGCGCCGUUUCCCUCAUCCCUCCCAUUGCCAUUCCCACCACCACCAUCAUCCGCAUCCGCAUCCUCAUUCUCGUCCCCAUCCACCUCCCCCUCCUCCGCACCGCCAUCACGAUAUUCAUCCCCAUCCUCAUCCUCCUCACCAUCCCCACCAGCAUCAUCAACAUCAGCCUCGUGCCUUUCCUCCGCCGCCCCCACCACAUCAACAUCAUCAUAUUCCUCCUCCCCCUCACCCACCUCACCCUUUCCAUCCUUCGCAUAUUCCUCGCCCAUCAUGGGGAGCCCACGGCCCCUUCCGUCCAUCAUUUCCGCCUCAUCCGCGUGCUCACAAUCAUGGAUCAUGGCGCUCCGCGUGGCCAUUUUUCUGGCCGCCCCAGGAGCAGCAGUCUGAAGCGCCGACAGCUGCUAUAAACCAAGUCCCCGACGCUACCGCCGGUGCAGCUCGUUCUGCAAAUGCAGUGUUGUUCAUUGGCAAUGUAGGGUUCAAUGUCGGUGAGAAUACAAUCAGAGAUGUAUUCGCUGCAAAGGGAUUCCUUGUUGAUGUCCACUUGCCUUUGGACGCCGAAACCAGGAAACAUGCUGGCUUUGGCUACCUAUACUUCCCUUCGAUUCACGCGGCAAGGGCGGCAUUGGAUGCCUUGCAAGGUACACACAUUGAUGGUCACUCUAUCAAUCUGGAACUAAGCGACCAUUCGCCAAUUACGUCCAUCCAUCCUGACCAGGUUCCAGAGUGGGGCCACGCUCGUCGACCAUCGGAGCUGCACAGCUCGGCCAAUCCAUCUUCGGGAAGAAAGCCUGAGCGGCGCGAGGUUGGACAAGAUGAUAUUGGUGGAGAGUCCGUCAAAGCGAGGGAGACACGACCGAUUCCUCUGAGUGUGACCGAUUUAUGUUCGAGCAACGAAGGCACAGAUCAUGAGCCAAAAGGAAACAAUAUCCUGAGCACUACGCCUGACAAUUUCCCCCGUCUCAAUCGAGACUUAGAGCGGAGCCGCUUUCCUCCCAUGUCUCAAAUAGAUGCUCAUGUUCUAACCCACCACCGUCGCGACCCGGACACAUCAGUGUUGGGUGCGUCGGCGCCCGAGUGUGAUGCGAGCCAUGGGAAUGAUGUCCCUGGCAGAUCGUGUCAACUGCAAAGUACCCCAGGCUCGUUUCCUGACGAUGAUGGCGAUGAGACGCGGUCAGGUCCAUUCCAAGAACUAGCUCAAACCUCAGGCACAGGUCAUGAUGAUCACUGUAAGCCUCGUCGGUCAAAGAGUAUGAGAUACCUGAAUCGCAAUGGAGAUAGAAGUCCCUCAAGAGCCUUGAGACGGCGGGCAACUGAGCGACACUCCCUACGCCAUAGUACACGGAACAGCGUUGGUGGAUUUCACGACGAGGGAUGCGCAUACGACAACUACUCCAAUACUUUCGGGCACUCUCGUCCUCGGAGCCUGCCCCUAUCGCAGGAAGGAAUCUCGGUCCCGGAUGAGAACGAACAACAGCUUGACCCAAGACAGAGUGCCAUUGACGACUGCGUGGUUAGUCUGAUUGGCCUAGGAUACGAGAAUACACUGGAGGGUGGUAUUCAACGGAUUGCGGUAUAUGCAGCCGCAGCGGACGGCAAGAUAUCAGACGCCAUUGAGAUGAUUGAGGAAGAACGCAAGGCGUACGAACAGCAAGGUCUUUGA